UGUUUUUCUAUGUCUAUUUCUGCUGCUCUUGAUGGUUUUCUUCAGCGGUGUUUGUUAAACAGAGAUGUCUUUUGUCUAACAGCUUAUUAUUUGGUUUAUUUCGGGUUAGUUUGCAGUUUUUAGCCCAAACCCGGUUCUAUCGCAUCGGUUCUGUUCAGAAGCACGAUCAGAUUUAGAUGAUUUAUAGUUUCGUUUAAAGGAGUGUUAAAACAGUUGGAUAAAUGCAAACUAUAUAAAAAGCAUCCCCAAAUUAUUUAAAUAUUGAGCAGUAUUUUUAUAAUAAAUAAAUAAAAUCUGGUGUUUAAAAGUGUCAAUGUUUUUCCUAAAGCUUUAACCAGAGGAUUACUGUAUAAAGUGGAAUGAAUGCUGUUUUUCUGUCUGUCUGUCCUGUUUUCAGCCUGACCCAGUCAGUCCAUGGCUGACCACCAUGACCUCGUUAGCCUCCUCCCCCCCCAGGCGUGUGGUGCAGCAGCUGCAGGACACAGCUGGUUCCCUGGACCCCCUCCACCCAAGUAUUCCUGCACCUUGACCCCCGAACUGGUGGCCAAAGCUCGGGAAGAGCUCCAGGAGAAGCCAGAGUGGCGUCUACGAGAUGUCCAAGCGCUGAGAGACAUGAUUCUGAAGGAACAUCCCAACCUCAGAACCAGGCUGGACGACGCCUUCCUGCUGCGCUUCCUGCGGGCCAGGAAGUUCGACUAUGACCGCGCCCUGCAGCUGCUGCUUAAUUACCACGCGGGCCGUAAGGCCUGGCCGGAGGUCUUCCAGGACCUGAAGCCGUCCACCGUCAAACACGUCCUGGACCUGGGUUUCCUCACCGUCCUGCCGAGGCCCGAUCCCAACGGGAGAUACAUCCUCUUUCUCCGACCUGGGAAAUGGAAAGCAGACGACUAUCCCUUUGUGGACAACGUGCGAGCCAUUUAUCUGACUCUGGAGAAGCUGAUCCAGCCUGAAGAGACGCAGGUGAACGGGAUCGUCAUCCUCGCCGACUACACGGGGGUGGGAAUGUCGCAGGCAUCCAAUCCAGGCCCUUUUCUUGCUAAAAAGGUGGUGAGCAUUCUGCAGGACGGCUUCCCCAUCAGAAUCAAGGCGGUUAACAUAAUUAACGAGCCUCGUAUUUUCAAAGGCAUCUUCGCUCUAAUCAAGCCGUUCCUGAAGGAGAAGAUGGCAGAGAGGUACGUCCUCCACGGCUCAGACCUGCGUUCUCUGCACCGGAACAUCCCACCCUCCGUCCUGCCGGAGGAGUACGGCGGCCCCGCCGGCCGGCUGGACGUCAGCGCCUGGUCCAGGCUGCUGCUGGACUGUGAGGAGGAAUUCAUCGUGGAGUUCUGCCAGCCGGAUCCACUAGAGGGCGUAGUGCUCCCAGAGUCCAUGCUGUUUGAUGGAGAAGAGGCUGCAGGGAAGGAGGAGGACACCUUCAGAGGGCUGCGCUCUCAGCUUUACUACUGUUACUGAUGUUCCCACAGCCAGUCACUGAGGGAACCUGUCCUGUUUCAUCUGAAACAUCCGUUUAAACCUUUAUUGGGCGACUUGUCAAUACUCUACAUCAUAGAUUUUACACUAUUUAAAAUCCACUUUACUUUCAUAGGCGUCCAGUAUUUGGUGGCCCUCCAAGGCAGCUCCACGCUUUCUGCUGAAGACACGAACUGACUCGAGUUCAGACUCUUUUCUUGUUUUUUUCACCUCCACUGAUGGUUAAAUUAUACAUUUAUUUUCUUCAACAGUUCCAUGCUUGGAUGGUUAUCACUUCUUUAGGGUAUGAAAUCUACUUUAAUAGAUAAAAAUAUAAAAAAAGAUCAAAGUUUUUUUCUUAGAAUCACAAAGUUUAAGUUGUUCUGUUACAAAGACUCCUUUUAGAGUUUAUUUGAAUCUAGUCUAGUAAAUUUC
Molecule: messenger RNA, 1884 nt
Organism: Cyprinodon variegatus (sheepshead minnow)
Lineage: Eukaryota; Metazoa; Chordata; Actinopteri; Cyprinodontiformes; Cyprinodontidae
Gene: ttpal
Product: tocopherol (alpha) transfer protein-like
Exons: 5
Coding region: 415-1452 (345 amino acids)
Cellular component (GO): membrane
Molecular function (GO): phosphatidylinositol bisphosphate binding
Source: RefSeq, a predicted model, not a curated record